This is a messenger RNA of Cyclopterus lumpus (lumpfish), 1551 nucleotides long. It is a transcript of the gene kyat1, whose product is annotated as kynurenine aminotransferase 1. Gene Ontology annotation, cellular component: cytoplasm; mitochondrion. Gene Ontology annotation, biological process: biosynthetic process. Lineage: Eukaryota; Metazoa; Chordata; Actinopteri; Perciformes; Cyclopteridae. The record is from RefSeq and is a predicted model, not a curated record. Gene Ontology annotation, molecular function: pyridoxal phosphate binding; L-kynurenine:2-oxoglutarate transaminase activity. The transcript has 12 exons. Bases 11 to 1261 code for a protein of 416 amino acids.
UCAGGAAAUCAUGUCACGACAGCUUCAAGCGCGCAGAACUGCCUGGCUGGAGUUCACUCAGCUGGCAGCCGACCACAGAGCAGUGAAUCUGGGGCAGGGCUUCCCUGACUUCUCCCCUCCGACGUUCAUCCAGGAGGCUCUUCGUGAAGCCCUGAGCGGAGGAUACCAGAUGCACCAGUACACCCGAGUCUUCGGCCAUCCUCCUCUCGUACGCAUUCUGGCUAAGUUCUUCGGGAGGAUCGUGGGGCGUGAGAUCGAUCCCUUUGAAGACGUGCUGGUCACAGCGGGAGCUUAUCAGGCUCUCUUCUGUGCUUUUCAAGCCCUGAUUGAGGAAGGGGAUGAGGUCAUACUUGUGGAACCGUUCUUCGACUGCUACCAGCCGAUGGUGGAGCUGGCCGGAGGAAAGACGGUUCAUGUGUCUCUGAGGCCGUCCCAGAAGGUCGAGGGGAGUGGCGUCCCGUCCAGCGGAGACUGGGUUCUUUCUCCCGAGGAGCUGGCCAGUAAAUUCAACCCACGCACAAAAGCCAUCGUCAUCAACACUCCCAACAACCCACUGGGCAAGGUGUACAAGACGGAGGAGCUCCAGGUGAUCGCCGAUCUGUGCGUCAGACACGACGUGCUGUGCAUCAGCGACGAGGUGUACGAGUGGCUGACGUACGACGGGAACAAGCACGUGAAGAUAGCCAGCCUUCCUGGCAUGUGGGAGCGGACCGUCACCAUCGGCAGUGCAGGAAAGACCUUCAGUGCCACCGGCUGGAAGCUCGGAUGGGCCAUCAGCUCUGUUCACAACAUGAAAAACCUGAAAAUCAUCCACCUGGGCUCUGUUUACCAAUGUCCUACAGCUACUCAGGAGGCCGUGGCUCGUGGAUUUGAGAGGGAGUACGAGCUGUUCGGGACUCCAGAGAGCUACUUCCAGCAGCUGCCCGCCAUGUUGCACCAGAAGAGGGAGAAACUGGCCUCCUGCCUGGGGGCCGCGGGGCUGCAGCCCGUCAUGCCGGAGGGAGGCUACUUCAUGAUCGCAGACAUCUCGUCCGUCAAGGUGGACUUGAGUGACCAGAGCACGGAGGAUGAACCCAAGGACUUCACGUUCGUUAAGUGGCUCACUAAAGAGAAGGGUUUAGCGACCAUGCCCGUCUCUACGUUCUACAGCCCCGAGCACCGCCGGGAGUUCAGCCAAUACGUUCGGUUCUGUUUCGUCAAGGAGGACUCCACCCUGAAUGCAGCCGAGGACAUCUUGAGGAAGUGGAGUCAGACGCAGUGAAAGUCGUCUAGAUUUCACCUGGUUGAGCUGAUCUGUGAUCAGUGAGUCUUAGUGGCUCAGCUGGGUGCUUAAAGACAGCGUUCUCCACAUAUUAACGCGCUUUGUUUCAACUACUCAGGCUUUGGAAGAAAAUCUGUGUGAAUAUUUUAUGCCAAACAGUCAAAUAAAUAAAGUUGUUAAGGAAUUUUAAGUAACAGAAAUGUAGACAUGCAGUCAAUAAGAGUCGUGUUUAUACCUUAAUUUGAGGCAUUUGCAGCAACUGUGUUAAUAACUAUAAAUAAACUCACAUC